This is a messenger RNA of Seminavis robusta, 3164 nucleotides long. NCBI's taxonomy places the organism in Eukaryota, Bacillariophyta, Bacillariophyceae, Naviculales, Naviculaceae. The record is from the annotation of a GenBank genome assembly.
AUUCUUCACCUUGCACUGCUUCCAGCUGUACCUGACUUGCAAAUGUUGGCAUGCGUCGGCACAUCUGAUGCACACAAGGCACCUUGGUUGGUACGACCAUAUGCGCUCGUCGUUGGUACCACACGCGCAACAUCUUGCUUCGAUCAACCGUCCCUCAGCUGGUGCUCCAGGUAUGCCUGUAUGGUGCACAGCCAGAUGCACAGCGAACAGCAAAGGCAGGAAGCAAGCAAUCACUUCACACCUACAAUUCUUCCACUUGCUUGAAUCAGAAUCGAAUGAGAUCAGUUGAAGGAAUAAACAAGGAUUGCAUUCAUCAUCAUGAACAGCGAAUCGUAGGGCUUCUUGGCUUCUUGCAUGGUGGAACAAAAAAAUGAUGCGAGCUUCACAUUGAUUGUCAGAACUGAGAACGCAAUCAAUGCCUUUGUGUCACACACUUUGCACCAGACACACUGUGGAUGGAUAUCGACACAGCUUUGGCUGGCUUUUAUAAAUCGAAUUCGACAAAUUUCAGAUUGCAUUUUGGCAUUUUUUCCAUUUUGCUUCCACCAUCGGCGCCUUCAUUCAUUUCGCCCUCAAAACCUCAGUUGGCUUUGGUAUUGUCGUUGUUGUUGUCGUCCGGAUCCUUGCUGCGACAUUCAAAUUGUUCUUCUGUUUUGAUCAGAGCGUCGUCGAUUAGUACUCUAGAGUAUAGUCAGGUACAGUAGAAAUAGUCAUGUCGAUGGCAUUCGGGCAGCGCCAUGGUGCCAAUGCACCAGGCAUGGGGCAUCCAUCGCCGCAAGUAGCAAAUCCAAGAGGAGUUGUGAGAGCGACACCUCCCUUUCCGCCAAAACCCCAAGUACAAUCCGACAAUCCUCAAUCCCAGUUGCCUACACUCAGCCAAGUCGCUUCCAUGUGCCUUUGCUACAAGCGUCUUGCUUUUGUGAUUCUUUUCCUGCCAGCAAUCAGCGCCACAGCGCCAGUAUUGGUCAACGUGCUCUUUGCGACAUUGAACUGGUUUACGGGAGGAUUUGGAACCAUUUGUCUUUUGACGAGCACCUUGUUCACGUUCAUUUGGUAUUCUGUGCUCAAAUCGGUGGCUCCCAAUCCCGAAAAGCUACAAGCUGCCUAUGAAAAGAGUCAAUUCCGUCUUCCAAUCUCCGUAAUGCUCCUAAGUGGCUCCCUCAUCCAUUUGAUGGCGAGUCUCACUAGUGCCAAGGAUUUUCAUCCAGAGUUUCUGCAGUGGGCUCCGACAAUUGACUGGGGAAUUGGAAUUCGGCCUGCUUUUGGAUUGUUGCUUUUGGGGACAGCCGUACUCCUCAGAUUUGUCGGUCAGCCAUCCUUAGUGCGAUGCUCCACAGUGCCGCUGAUCUCCAAUGAAUCCUUCAAUAUCCCACGAAACUGGCUUCGGUCCUUGAUCAAUCGAACAUCCAAUCCUCAAUUGCGUCAAAACAUGAUGAUGGAUGUAAACCCACCAUCACAGCGGUUCGGUCGACGCUAUCAAUGUCCCACCAUCACAGCGGGUACAAGCAACCUAAUCAUUACUGUAAUCCUGGGAUGGAUCACAGCGGAGAUCAUGAUAUUGCCCAUGUGGGCAUUGCUAUUCCCAACGGAUCGGCUGGGAUUUGACGAAACCAGACGACUACGGCUACUGGUGGUCGCCACGACAUGUCUCACCAUGGUCCUUCAGUUGGUAUUCGCUGACUUUUCGGGCAGUUCCCACGAACUCAAUCCGAAGCAAUACAACAAACCAAUGACGGGUUCCUUUUUCCUGCCGAUUGGCGGAUCCAUUUUGGUGGAGGCUUUGAAACAUGUCUUGUUCUACACAAUCGCAACGUUCAUGGUUGCAGUUCUUCUGAUUUCCUCGGAAAGUGGUCAAGUCGACAUUGUCCAAACACUCCUUGACACGGCUACGUUGUGGUUGCUAUCCUUCUCCUUGGCGGCAUCAUCAGGAGUUGGUUUGUACGUGGCCAUCCUGGAAGAGUCAGCCAAGGCGGUUCUUUGCAUCCCCGGGUCAAAACUGACACGAUUGGUGCGGGAGGUCACUGGCGGGGAAGACGAAAACCACCUUGUGGAUGCAAUGCUCCACUCCAUUCUGCAUGGUAAUGCUGCUCUUGUCGAACAAGUAGGAGCACCUAACAAUUCACUCGAACGACAGCAACGACAGGAGGCUCGUCGCAAUAGCGAUGCCGCCCUUGCAAUGGCGAGAAUUAUGCUGGGGGAUUCCUCCGUGAGACGAACUCCUGAAGCUUCGCUAGAAGAAGACAUUUUGAGACACUCCAUACUCGAAUCUUUGGGAGGAAGCAUGAUUCCUCACGACAACAAACAGCAACAGGAGACCAGUGGCAGGCUGGUUGCAAGCGACAAUCUUUUCCCGAUGGAUCAUCGUCAUCGCGAGACGAUUGAAUAUUGGAUGAUGCAAGCACAGCUGCCUCGAGCAGUGCUUCUUAUUCGCUCUCUGUCGACCUACGCAGCCGGCCUGGGAGUUGCGCUCUCAAAAUGCUCCGAGUUUUCACCUGAAACGUCGACAUGGCUCAUUCGACCAGGGACAUUGGUAGCAGCUGAAUACUCCGUGAUCGCGUUGGCAAGGUGCUUUGAGCAAGCGUUUCGGAAUGCCCAGAGAAAUGCCACAAACUGGAGUCUGACGCCAGAGUCCCAGCUCAUUUCCGCCGCAUUGAACUCGGCAUUUGGUCUGCAUACCGGCCUCAUUCAGUUUGCUCGCUACUUGGAACUUAUUCGAAACGAACAACCGACAAACCUCGUCGGUGGCACAGUUCCAAUCAACCUCACCCAGAAGAGCGACAGUGAAAUUAUGCAGAAUCACCCUGAUCUCAAUUACGUGAUCGUUGCGAUCGAGUACUUUGCAAGGGCAACCAUGCGACAAGUCGAGGCGGCGACGCGACAUUGUUUGCGUUCAACAUUGGUAUGGGACGAUCUAGGUGAUGACUGUAGUAAGUGGCUGCUUCAAAUCUCAUCAGCAAGUAAACGUUGAUCUCAACAUUCGAAGGAAGACAACUCCGUAGACCUCUGAUCGAUCGAUCCGCCGGGAAGGAAUUACUCUUAUCUGUAUUGGGCAUACCGAAUGUUUACGUUACAUGUGCAGCAACGAUCUAGCUAGCCAGCUAGAUGGUUCAAAAAACAUAUUCUAAAACUAUUUAGAUUCAAAUGAAUUACAAGAGUUGUACAGG